UUGCUUGCUCUCAGUACUGUUUCACAUUCGCAGACGGUCGCAUGUGCGCGCGUUGAGUUGUUCUUCAAAGGUGUAUGCCGGCGAACGGUUAGACAGGACCCCUCAUUCAUCGUAGUGCACUUUUUACGUCGUAAGGAAAAGGGGGACGCCAAACUUCGCGUAGAUCCGCAGUAGGUGAAUCGGUUUUUCUUUUCGUAUGACGUCGUGAACCUACAGUUUCGUGAUUCGAAGGCUAUUAAUAAAUGCCCCAAGCGAACCAACGCUUUCCACCAUGCUUUGAUGGUAUGCAAUGUCUGUUCUUAAAGAAGGGAAAACUCGCCUUCAGCAGUGACAAGCAGUCGGAAAUGUGGAUCGAUAAUUGUGAGUUUGGGAUUGGCAGCGACUUGCUAAUGUGAUAUUUUCUAGCUAUGAAUACGUUCAUGAAGUGCGGUGAAUAAGCGAAUCACUCACAUUAAAACAAAACCAACACCCAAGUGUAAAUCGUUAUCAUUUGAAGUGAUAGGCGUGCCUCAUCUUCCGGUCAUAUAAGAAAGUAUUCUACCAGCAGAUAGUGAUGAAUGAUGCAUCAAAGAAAUAACAACACACAUAGCAACGAAAGCAAAUACGGUCAGUCAGUACAUCUCCUCAUCGCGAACAGCCAUGCAUCAUCAACUUCGAGUCAGCGUAGCGACGGGCAUGCAAACACAGCAUCUACUAUAAAAAAAUCAACAUUUAAAUCUGACUGGGCGCAACGAAACGCUAUUUGCUUCGGGGAUCUUUACCAUAAGAACUGCGGAAGGCGAAAAGUACGUGAACUAUACUGUACCAAAGACGAAUUCCUCCGUAACUAGUCCAUCAAUAGGCCUCGCCCCACUUGGCCCUUGUCCCGCGCCGUAAACCAUGAGUAAGGUCGUCGAGUGCAUCAAGUGUUUUUGUGGCUGCAACGAGCUGUCGCGGGAUCGCGUCAAAGAACUACUUUGUAAGAAUAUAAACGGCUUUAUGAAUGAUCAAGCUGCAGUCGAUAUGUUUCGAAAGUUCAUCCCAGUUGAUUCUCGAACGCACAAACACAUCGCCAUCAUUCAGAGGGCGAAAACGUACCACGGUAUGGACAUCACCAUGGACUCUGACGAACUGGAGGAGUUUGCAGAAGAUCUGGAGGAACACUUGGAGGAUCAGCUGAAAGAGAAUCCCGAUACCAAAGAGGUAUUGGAAAGCGUCAUUUUUGAAUAUAGCAAAAAAGUAGAAUCCUCGAAAGAUUACCAAAAUUUCUGCGAUAAUUUGAAGGAGAAAUAUACAAGGUUUAGAAGAGUGAAGUAGUUGAUACUGUUAUUUUAGGCUGAUAAUAUAUUUAUUCUUAUUUUAGGAAA
Messenger RNA from Armigeres subalbatus, 1346 nucleotides. RefSeq lists its product as uncharacterized. The transcript is spliced from 3 exons. The coding region runs from base 880 to 1296 and encodes 138 amino acids. The record is from RefSeq and is a predicted model, not a curated record. Lineage: Eukaryota; Metazoa; Arthropoda; Insecta; Diptera; Culicidae.